Molecule: messenger RNA, 975 nt
Organism: Necator americanus (New World hookworm)
Lineage: Eukaryota; Metazoa; Nematoda; Chromadorea; Rhabditida; Ancylostomatidae
Exons: 3
Coding region: 1-975 (324 amino acids)
Source: RefSeq, a predicted model, not a curated record
AUGUCGGUAAGAAAUCGUAGUAAGACUGCACCCGGUCCCGACAGAAUAAAACAAGAACAACUGAAGAACCUUCCGCCAGUACUCAUCAACACCCUGGCGAGGCUCUUUACACGUUAUCUGUCGGAAUGCAAGGUUCCUAAACAGUGGAAGACCAGCAAGACCGUGUUGUUGUAUAAAAAGGGAGAUCCACAUGACAUCGGCAACUAUCGUCCAAUCUGCCUACUGUCCGUCAUCUACAAGCUAUUUACAAGAGUGAUCCUUAAUAGGAUUGAAAAAGUCUUGGAUGAAGGACAGCCAUGCGAGCAAGCAGGGUUUCGAAAAGGAUUCAGCACGAUUGACCACAUUCACACUGUUUCGAAACUCAUCAUCGAGAAGGCCUUUGAUUUGGUUGAUACGGAAGCGGUCGUAGAAGCCUUGGACAACCAAGGUGUCCCUACUCAGUACACAAAGAACAUCAUCAUUGACGUGAAGAGGAUCCGACAGGGUGAUAAAAUCCCACCCAAAAUAUUCACAGCCACCCUCGAGAACGCAAUGCGAAAGUUGGAAUGGGACGACAUGGGAGUGAAGGUUGAUGGUCGGCAGCUACACCAUUUGCGCUUUGCUGAUGACAUCAUACUGAUAACACCUAGCAUCAGCCAAGCGGAACGAAUGCUGACCGAAUUCGACGAAACAUAUGGAUGCAUCGCUCUUCAGCUGAAUCUGCAAAAGACGAUGUUCAUGCGGAACGGAUGGGUCUCGGAUGCCCCAUUCACGCUCAACGGAACGAACAUAUCCGAAUGCACCAGCUACGUUUAUCUGGGUCGGGAAUUGAACAUGAUGAACGACCUAACCCCCGAGCUGGGCAGGAGGAGACGAGCUUGGGGAGCGUAUAAGAACAUCGAGGAUGUAGUGAAGAAGACCAGGAACACCCGGCUCCGUGCUCACCUCUUCAACACCACCGUACUUCUGGCUUUGACUUAUGCUUCGGAAAUCUAG